This is a messenger RNA of Microcebus murinus (gray mouse lemur), 1506 nucleotides long. It is a transcript of the gene SPATA24, whose product is annotated as spermatogenesis associated 24. Lineage: Eukaryota; Metazoa; Chordata; Mammalia; Primates; Cheirogaleidae. Gene Ontology annotation, cellular component: cytoplasm; nucleus. Gene Ontology annotation, molecular function: DNA binding. The record is from RefSeq and is a predicted model, not a curated record.
ACAAGCUACUUCAUAGGGUUUUUAUGAGCAUCACAUGAAAUAAUAUAUAGCAUAAUGGUGCUACAAAAUAGUGAAAACUCAACAUAUAUUCGUUCUGUCGAGCCUAAUCUCAUUUGGGUUGCAAAAAAAAAAAAAAAAAGCUUCAAUGAGGAUUUGGUGAAUGUGUGCAAACACCUUAUCCUUCCCUGCCUCCACUUUAGAACUCAUUGAUGUGGUUGCACGUGGCUCUAGUGUAGCUGCCCAGAGCUCAGGCUGCCCUCCACCUAUUUGGGGCAAAAUCCUGCUUCAAAGUAUGAGUACUUUUAUCUUGGGUGAAGCCAUUCUUGUCUUCUUUUUCUAUCUUCAUUGCUUAGGCUUAUGCCCCCUAAUUACUAAGUGAGGCUGGAGUUUCAUACUAUGGGGGAAAUUUGGAGAUUUGGGUAGGAGAAAGAGGCAUGAGAAGCUAAAAAGACGCCGGGGUUGUCUAUGCUGGCUCAUGCUUCAUGGUCUUGAGGUUUAACAGGCUGAGGGCUGGUCUGAGUGUCGCCUGCUCACACACACUUAAAGGAAGUAUACCCCGGGCCCUGCCUGCUCCUUAGGACAGAAACACACACACACACACAGAGAGAGAGAGAGAGAGAGAGAGAGAGAAACAGAAGAUAAUAUAGAUGUACAAAUUUACUAUAAACUUAAACUCCUAAGCCUUGUUACAGGUUCCCUGGCCGCAGACGGCUCCUUUAAGAGGCGGGCCCCAUCCCGGCUAACAGAGGAAGUCCCCGCCCCCGGUUGCCAAGGUGCUCUGUGGCGUCGCAUUCUCAUUGGUGGGCGACGGUGGGGAGGCACCCAGAGGCGGCCAUUUCCAACGAGCUGGCGGGGGCGAAAGAUGGCGACGCCCCUUGGGUGGUCGCAGGGGGGGUCAGGAUCUGUGUGUCUCGCCUUCGAUCAACUGCGGGACGUGAUUGAGUCUCAGGAGGAACUGAUCCACCAGCUGAGGAAUGUGAUGGUUCUCCAAGACGAAAAUUUUGUCAGUAAAGAAGAGUUCCACGCAGUGGAGAAGAAGCUGGUGGAAGAAAAAGCUGCCCAUGCCAAGACCAAGGCCCUCCUGGCCAAGGAGGAGGAGAAGUUACAGUUUGCCCUCGGAGAGGUAGAGGUGCUGUCUAAGCAACUGGAGAAAGAGAAGCGGGCCUUUGAAAAAGCGCUCUCCAGCGUCAAGAGCAAAGUCCUACAGGAGUCUGGCAAGAAGGACCAGCUCAUCACCAAGUGCAAUGAGAUUGAGUCUCACAUUAUAAAGCAAGAAGAUAUACUUAAUGGCAAAGAGAAUGAGAUUAAGGAGUUGCAGCAAGUUAUCAGCCAGCAGAAACAGAUCUUCAGGAAUCACAUGUCUGACUGCCGGAUCCAGAAGCAGCAGGAGAACUACAUGGCCCAGGUGCUGGACCAGAAGCAUAAGAAAGCCUCGGGGACGCGUCAGGCUUGCAGCCGCCCGCGUCUCAGGGAAAAAUAAAAUGGCUGUUCUCUGGCUGAAAUGCC